Messenger RNA from Abrus precatorius (Indian licorice), 2112 nucleotides. Its product is annotated as kinesin-like protein KIN-10C. Gene Ontology annotation, biological process: microtubule-based movement. The coding region runs from base 1 to 2019 and encodes 672 amino acids. Gene Ontology annotation, molecular function: ATP binding; microtubule binding; ATP hydrolysis activity. Gene Ontology annotation, cellular component: microtubule; kinesin complex. Lineage: Eukaryota; Viridiplantae; Streptophyta; Magnoliopsida; Fabales; Fabaceae. The record is from RefSeq and is a predicted model, not a curated record. The transcript is spliced from 17 exons.
AUGGUUUCGAACCAAUUUGACCGCGCAGGGUCCAACCCGGGUCGCAAGGUUCGGGUCGUCGCCAAGAUCCGUGGGUUUUCGGGUUCAGAGGCCAAUUCAGAACCUAGCGCUUCGAGAGCUGUGGAAUGGAUUUCGGUGAACCGCGAAAAUUCGGAGGAUGUCGUCACAAUCUCCUUCGGAAAUCAAUCUUCUAGUCGCUAUUUGGUGGACUAUUUCUAUAAGGAACAUGAAGAUAAUGAAAUGAUAUUUUCAAGGGAGGUGAAGCCGCUUGUGUCAGCGGCUUUUGAAGGUCAUAACAGCACUGUUAUUGCUCAUGGUGCAAGAGGCAGUGGAAAGACCUGUGUAAUUCAGGGCUCUGCUGAGAGACCGGGAUUGGCAAUGCUUGCUAUAGCUGAGUUUCUUUCAAUGGCUGAGAAAAAUCGGAAAUCCAUUUCUGUUUCUUUCUAUGAGGUUGAUCAUCAGGAGCAUGCUGUUGAUUUAUUAAAUCCAGAACAACCACCAAUUUUGGUUUUUGAAGAUCGUGGCAGAAUUCAGUUUAAAGGACUUACUCAGAUUCCAGUGAAAUCCACCACUGACUUCCAGAAUUUGUACCUCGCUGCAAGUUCUGCACAGAAGGGAGCUCCCAAAAAAGGAGGCUGUGAACGUUUUCGUAGAAGCCACAUGGGAUUAAUUGUGCAUGUCUUCACCCAAAAUGAAAACGUAGAAUGUCUUCUGAGCAAAAUGAAUUUUGUUGAUUUGGCAGGUUAUGAAGAUGCUAGAAAGAAAAGUGGCGAUGGCUCUUACCUUGCUGAGAUUAACAAAAUUAACAAGUCAAUUUAUGCCUUACUGAAUGUUUGUCAUGCUCUGACUACAAAUGAAUGUCGUGUUCCCUACCGGGAAAGCAAACUUACACGCAUGCUACAGGAUUCCCUGAGGGGGACUAGCAAAAUUUUGUUGGUUUCUUGCUUGAACCCAUCAUUUUGCCAAGACAGUAUUUACAUGGUAAGCUUAGCAUCACGAUCAUGUCAAGUUCAUCGGAUAUCCUUUGAUUCCACAAAGAAAAUUGGAAGUUCAGCAAGGCAGAUGCUGAAUUCUCAUAAGAACCAGAUACCCAAAAGUGUUUCAGGAACAGCAAAGAAAUUACAUGGUUCUAAAUUACUUGAAAAAAAAUCUGGUGUUGCUAUGAAGUCUGCAAGGAAAGGAAGGAAAUUGUUUGAUGAAGCCAGCCAUUCUGCUGCUAAAGCUGAGAAGGACAAUUCAUUAUCAGAAGCAGGAAAUCAUGUUGAACUCAACUCCGAAGGGGAAAAGGAGAAUUCAUUUCCAGCUUCUAGUCAUGAUGUGAAACUCAAUCUGACGGUGGACAAUGAUGACUCAUCUCUGAAUGCUAGCACUGCAGUGGAACUCAAUUUUUCCCUAGUGGAAAAGGGUAUUUCUGUUGAUAGAGAAGAUCAUCAAGAGCAACAUACCCCUUUUGCCAGUAAUUACUCGGAAUCUGAAGCAUUGUCAAUAGCAGUUCAGGAAGACCAUAACAUGAACAAGGAGAACAACAGUUCAAGGGCAAAUGAAGAUGGUUCACCACCCAUUAGUUCUCAACUGCGUGAUCUUUCUAAUAGUCUUAAAUUGCUAUAUUCGUCAACUCCAUUGUGCGUACAGAUACCAGAAACGGAAUCCAUUUCACUGGAUAAUCAGAUGUCUGCUGAUAUUGUGGAACCAAAAACUCCUGUAAUUGAACAGAACAUGAGUGUCAAUAAUAAAUGGGAUGUAAUGAAUGCCCAAAGUCCAUGGGGAACAUUCAGCAUGCGUGGUUCUGAAAUGAAGAAUUCGCUCGUUCAAGAAUACCUUCGGGUUUUAAAUACAGCUGACAAGGAAGAAUUAAAAAAACUGAAGGGAAUUGGGGAGAAGAGAGCAACCUUCAUACUUGAGCUUCGUGAAGAAUCUCCAGAACCUUUCAAGAGUCUAGAUGAUUUAAAGGAUAUUGGACUUUCGGCAAAGCAGAUUAAAGGAAUGAUGAAGAAGGAAGUUGGAGAGCUUUUCAGUUAGCUCUCUAAGGGCAUUGCUGAAUUUAUAAAAGUGUCUAGAAUAUCUUGUAGGGACCGACCUUUGACUGUGUCUGUAUGGAUUUGUAUUGGCAAC